AUGCUCCUUUCAUCGUCUCUGUUUGUCCUGUUUCCUCUUUUGUCAGCUUUUGCUGUCGUAUGGACCUUCAGAAUCUUCGAGCGUGCUAAAGUUGAACUUGGCUUCGAACAUUAUACCGAGAAAGCAGACCCUACCACUUUCCUCAAAAUGCCAGCAAACGCUGGCAUUAACUUCGGUUAUACCGUACUUGGAUUAUAUUGGCUUUGGAAAGUGCAGAAGCAGAAAACAAAGCUCAGAGAUCAAGUAUUUUUUUAUUACAUGUUUUCAUGGAUGUCUGUGUUCUACGGCUUUGUUCAGUUUGGAAGAAUCGUGACACAAACUCGCUUGUUUGCAGUGAUAGAUCAAUGGUUUACACUUCCCUUCUUUGCAUGGAUUGUGUGUUGGAAUGAGUUUGUUUAUCGAGGCUACUGGCAAACUGAUCGCUAUCUCUUUAUUAUGCGUAUUUCUGUUUUAAGUUACUUCGCCGUGUUGUUUCAUGAUCUGGGUUUUGAAGCUGUCCUUGGUGUUCAUAUCUUAGCUGCUUUGUUAUAUUCUCUCCGAACCCAGUGUAAACCAGGCCUAGGAACCUCUAGAUCGUGGAUAUCUUUUAUCUUAGCCCUUACCGCUUGUGCUGGUUUUGUUUGCCUGAAACUGGCAGACAUUUCUUAG
This is a messenger RNA of Porites evermanni, 648 nucleotides long. Lineage: Eukaryota; Metazoa; Cnidaria; Anthozoa; Scleractinia; Poritidae. The record is from the annotation of a GenBank genome assembly.